Molecule: messenger RNA, 3261 nt
Organism: Austrofundulus limnaeus
Lineage: Eukaryota; Metazoa; Chordata; Actinopteri; Cyprinodontiformes; Rivulidae
Product: aquaporin-4
Exons: 6
Coding region: 193-1023 (276 amino acids)
Biological process (GO): water transport; transmembrane transport
Cellular component (GO): plasma membrane
Molecular function (GO): water channel activity
Source: RefSeq, a predicted model, not a curated record
UGAGCAGAGAGAAGGAGAGGAUGAGGAGGAGAGAGGAGAGGGAGGAGGCUGUCCUCAUCAAAGGACCUCUGGGACUCUGCAAGUUAAUGAGACCCUGAAGCCCUCAGACCCUGAAAGUGACACGCAGACAGAAGGACAAACAGGUUGAUAGACAAGAAGACACCUGAGGACAACACAUUCGCUGGAUCUGAAAUGACUUGGCGUGAGCUUCGUAGUCGGCAGUUCUGGAGUGCCAUGCUUGCAGAGCUGCUCGGCACCCUGCUGUUAGUGACUGCUGUUCUGGGCGCCUCUGUUCCGGGCCCUGAGGAGAUCCCUGGAGGGCCCCUGUACCCGGCGGUAGCAGUGGGUGCGGUCAUUGUUGCACUGGGACACUGUUUCGGAGAAAUAAGCGGAGCACAGGUGAACCCUGCUGUGACUCUGUCUCUGUUGGCCACCCGGAGGCUGGACGUUCUGCGGGCCCUCGUUUAUGUCGCCGCUCAGUGUUUGGGGGCCUGUUUAGGAGCUUCGGCCCUCUACCUCGCCCUGCCUGUUCGGACCACUGCAGACCACUUUGUGAACAGGGUGCCCGCAGAGUUGAACGCAGGGCAGGCUCUGGGCGUUGAGGUUCUGUGCACCUUUCAGAUGGUCUUCACCGUCUUCUCAGUGGAGGACCAGCGGCGGAGGGAGAGCCCAGAACCAGGAAAUCUGGCCAUCGGGUUGGCGCACACUGCUGGAGUGAUGAUAGGGGCUCGGUUCUCUGGUGCCAGCAUGAACCCAGCCCGCUCUCUGGGUCCGGCCAUCGUCACUGGGUUCUGGGAAAACCACUGGGUCUACUGGAUCGGUCCAGUCCUCGGUGCCUUACUGGCCGGAGUCUCCCACGAGUUCUUCUUUGCACGCAGCGCCUCUCGCCACAAGCUGGUGGCCUGCUUGACCUGUAAGGACAUCGACAUUGUAGAGACGGCCAGCAUGACCGGCUCGUCUCUGUCCACGGUCACGCAGAGCGCCCUGAGGGCCAAGCAGGCCACCAAGCAGGAGGGCAACUGAAGCAGGAGACUAAAAAGAAUGGAUAUUAUUAGACAUGAUGGUGGGCACCAAAGAAAAGUGAAGUACGUGGUGAGGUGACAGUGGAAAUAUUUUCCGUGAAGGUUCUGUGUAAAGAGUAUGAACAGUUAAUAUCUUACCUGCAGUAGUUAACUUUUGGAGCCAUCUCGUUUUUGUUUCGGACGGUCGUAUUGAUGAAAACGUUCAGAGGACACCUGUCAAUCAAGCCAUUAGGCAACAAAUCAAUUAGCAAUCAAUAUUAAAUGACUGGUGACACGCCCCCUGUCUGCAGGAAAUGUGAAUGUCUAAUGUCUCUGAAAACACAGUAAACAUCACAACAUUCACUAUUACAGAUGUUAGGUUUGUUUUUAUUUCCCUCAAAGAACCCCCCUCCCUUUUUUUAACUUUCAAGCCGAAGAGAUCCCCCAUUCCUUGCUAUUCCCCACCUCUCCCAAAGAGACCUUUAUCUCUUUCUCAAAAUAAUAAAAUCAUAAAGUUAAUACUUACCAACCCUUAUUUGUCAAAUGAAAUAAAAAGAAACUGAGUUAUUCAGUUAUAAUUAUUCAAAUAGACAUGAUUUGGUGAUUUUUUUAUAUACAAUGAUAUGAUAUGUUCACAUUUCAAUUCAUUCAAAAAUACUUUAUUAAUCCUAAAUAGGAACGAAAUGUUGUUGUAACUCAUCCUGGUUUCUUUAAAAGAGUUGUUAUAGAUGCUGAUGGCUGAAGGCAGCAGUCGAUCUGAUAAUGAGGGUGCUCAAGAUCCUUCUUUGGAUGAUGAGCUUCAGAGGUUCUGGAGGAAUACUGCCUCUGAGAGGACAGGCUUAUGGAACAGGCCCCUCAGGUGAGGAACCAUUGAGCUAUAUCAUGUGACUGUGUAGGUGUCACGUCAGUUCACUGGUCCGUCUAUAUUAGGACCAUUAAAAGGAGUCAAUUGAGGUGGUUUGAGCAUCUAAGAUGCCUCCUGGAUGCCUGCCUUUGGGUUUUACCAGGCACAUCCUUCAAUAUCUCCUCUCUGACCUGGGAACAUCUUGGGGUCCCUCAGAAGGACCUGGAGAGUGUUGUUGGGCUGAGAGAGGUCUGGGAUUCUCUCCUGGACUCGUUGCCUCUGUGACUCAACCAUAGACAGGAAGGUGGAGAAUUUAAUUCUGACCAAACCGAUGAGUUAACAGCUAGUCAGAGCGGGGCCAAGACUGAGCUGGAUUACGACUGUCAACUAAAAAAAAGGGCAAAACAAAAAACUAAACAAAACAAAAAAAGAGCAAUUCAAGCAAAAAUAAAAAAAUGUGUCAUAAACGUUUACAUUACAAUUCAGUUUACACAGAUGCUGUGUACACAGAAUCUUCAGGUCAUAAUAUAAUGUUUAUAAAAAAGUGUCUUCAAGAACCACUUUGAGAUUUGAGUUGUUUAAAAUGACAAUAGUCCACUUUAGCUUUGACCACACUUGGAUUAAAACUGAGCUUGUCAGACUGGUCAGAAUUAAACUGUAUUUCUUCAAACUGAGGUGGUUCAUAUGAUCUAAAACACGUAAGAUAUUAAUUGUUCAGAACCUUUCCACAGAACCCAACUUCAAAAGAUCUAAGCUCUCCCAUGAAGAGUUAAUGAUGUUCUGCACAGACGAGAGCUGUCACAUAAACAAGGGAGAGUACAGUCAAUAAAGAUGAAUAUGACAAAGAAAAUCAAAAAUGAAUGAUUUUUGUAAAACUGCAGGAGACUGAGACAUUAGAAUAUGACAUAAAAUAUAUAUUUUAUACCAAUAUUUAAUCAUAAAUCCUUAUGUUUUACAAAAACAAACUGUUUCAAAUGAUGAAAACAUGACCUCCCUGGUCCCUCAUGCCCAUUAUCAUAUAAGCUGUAGCCAGUAUUUAGAGAUUCAGUAUUCUCUUUCACAUUUGCACAUCAUUAGAAUUUGUAAAAGCGUCUCAUUGAAAUCCCGCUGAAUAACACGGGCAUGUUUCAGUUGCAACUCGUGUUUGUGAUGCUUUGAAAUGCUAAAGAGGUUCUUCCCACCCUGUAUGGGUUCAAUGAUGCUCUCCGUCGGUCCAGCACCACUAAAAUGGACCCUAGUGGUUCCACAGAAAGAACACCUCUUUGGUUGGGCUAUGAUAAAUGACAUGUUUUGCUUUAAAAAAAUUAAAUAAGUUUUUUUUGUACGUAGAAACUGCCAUGUUUUUUCAUUGUGAUAUGUUACAUAAUGUAAAGCCUGAUUCACUUGUAGCAAAUAAAACCGACCCUUUAAAGUGUA